AUGUCUGACAUUGACAUCCGAGGUAGUGUUUUUCCUGGUUAGGUCAAGUUGAAGGAACAUUUAUUUUACGAACGUUCUGGUGCAAUGGUACAUCUUACAUUGACCGUUUUUUCAUGAUUCGUAUUUUAUAUUUUUAUUGUUGAAACGACGUACGUUCUUCGGGUUUCGUUUAUUUCAACUACUGUUCGGUUGCUGUUUUAUCGGUUGUUUCGUACUUGCUAAAUAAGUAUUUUGUAUUUUUUUUCGCGUUUUAUUUUCAUUUAAACUUACUUUUCCGAUAUUUUCUUUCGAUUGUUUGUGACUGUGAUAUCAAAACAACUGCAUCGAUCAACCGCAUAAUCAUUACCAUAAAUGUAUUGGAUGAAUCGAUAGUAAGAAUAAAUUGCUAACAACUUCCUCUGGCCACUGGGAAACAAAAUAAUCAGUGUAUGAUGAGGUUUUACAUUCAUCCUACAUAUCGCAUAUCGGCAAUAUGUAGUUGGUCAUUGUUGAUUUUUUGGAGUAAUGCCGUAUUAGCGCUAGGUCGAGUAGCAUUUGAAAAAUUAACCGAUUUAGAUUACCGAGGUACCACAUAUUACACAGUAAAAAAUAUAACCUUAAACGAGUGCCAAGCAUGGUGUAGAGAAGAAUUAGAAUGCCAAGCUGCAGUUUUUAGUUUUGUUUUGAAUCCAUUAACGCCUAUUCAAGACACUUCCUGUGAACUGCAAAAUGAAACGACUGCUAAUAAUCCGGCUGCAAUUCCUCAACGCUCGGUUAACCUGUACUACAUGGUCAAGUUACAAAUUAGAUCAGACAACGUAUGCAUGCGACCAUGGGCUUUCGAACGUGUACCAAAUAGGAUGAUCAGAGGAUUAGAUAAUGCUUUGAUUUAUACGUCUACAAAAGAAGCGUGUCUAGCAGCCUGUCUGAACGAGCAUCGGUUUACUUGCCGUUCUGUUGAAUACAACUACGUUACGUUGCAAUGUCAUUUAAGUGAUUCGGAUCGAAGAACAACUGGGCAAUUUGUACAAUUUGUGGAAACCCAAGGAGUCGAUUACUUCGAAAACUUAUGUCUUAAAGGAAAUCAAGCGUGUAAAGGAAACAGAGUAUUCCAAGUGCCUCGUAUCGGAGUAGCCGAUGAUAAAGUUGCGCAUUACGCAAGCAUACACUACUACGUGGAUAAAGAGUUACAGGUAACCAGCGAAGCUGCGUGCAGACUGGCUUGCGAAAUUGAAAACGAAUUUUUAUGUCGAUCAUUCCUAUACAAAGGACCACCAAGUGGAAACCAGUACAACUGUCAACUGUUCCAUUUAGAUCAUAAAACUCUACCUGAUGGACCGAGCACGUAUUUGAAUGGAGAAAGGCCAUUAAUCGAUGAUGGCCAAUUGAUAGGAACUUACUACGAAAACCAUUGCGAGAAAUCAUUGGGUACUUUGUCCCAUGAAAAUGUACCAGUCGUUUUCGAAUCAACAGAAGAUCCAAACAUAAGCAAUUUGACUAGAAAUGAUAUAAAUUGUGACAAAACAGGAACAUGUUAUGAUGUUACGGUGCAUUGUAAAGAUACCAGAAUCGCUGUCCAAGUUCGAACGAAUAAGCCAUUUAACGGAAGAAUCUACGCUUUAGGACGAUCAGAAACAUGUAAUAUUGAUGUACUGAACAGUGACUUAUUCAGAUUAGAUUUAACGAUGAGUGGGCAAGAUUGUAACACUCAGUCUGUGACGGGGGUGUUUUCAAACACCGUAGUUAUUCAACACCACAGCGUAGUCAUGACGAAAGCUGAUAAAAUUUAUAAAGUAAAGUGCACGUACGACAUGUCUUCGAAGAAUAUUACAUUUGGAAUGAUGCCAAUAAGGGAUCCAGAAAUGAUUAGCAUUACUUCGGCUCCGGAAGCGCCAGCUCCGAGAAUUCGAAUUCUUGAUACCAGAAAUAGGGAAGUUGAAACUGUUCGUAUUGGAGAUAAGCUCACAUUUAGAAUAGAAAUUCCAGAAGAAAGUAAGAAACCUCCUUAUGGAAUAUUCGCGAGAAGUUGCGUGGCCAUGGCUAAAGAUUCAAAGAGUACAUUCCAGAUUAUUGACGACGAAGGAUGUCCAGUGGAUCCUAGUAUUUUCCCCUCGUUUACUCCGGAUGGAAACGCUCUUCAGUCUAUUUACGAAGCAUUUAGAUUUACCGAGUCUUACGGUGUGAUAUUCCAGUGCAAUGUGAAAUACUGUCUUGGACCUUGUGAACCGGCUGUUUGUGAUUGGGGGCGUGAUUCGGUGGAAUCCUGGGGAAGACGAAAAAGAGAAGUGAAUAGUAAUAACAACACCAAUUCAGAAGGAGAUGACAUGACUCAAAUCAGUCAAGAAAUUUUAGUUUUAGAUUUUGGCGAUGAAAAACAAUCGCAGUAUUUAAAAAAUAAUAACGAAGCUUCCUUUACCCAUUAUGACAAAGAUAAAACGAUAACUGUCAUGGAACCUUGUCCCACCAAAACUUCAGUAUUAGCUUUAGGUAUAACUUGUAUUCUUUUAAUUUUGAUUUACGUAACAACUUUGUUCUUUUAUUACUUGAGAAAAUGGAUGUCACCACGGAAAUUCAUGACUUGAUGUUUAGUGAAUACUUUUAAAAAUCUUAAAAGCCAUUUAUUAAAUCGAAUUAUCUUUCGAAACGUAAUUUCGAUCAAUCAAUGUUUGCUACCAUAUUAGUCAUGUUGAUUUUAAUGUAUUUUAUAAAUACACGUAUUCAUCCAUUCGUCAUAAAGAAAUCUACGCAGCAAUGAAAAUUUUCUAUGUUUUCAUUAUACAUUGGUACCAUUUUUUAAUAUUGAAUUUUUCUUCAAAUUUUAUGCUAAUGCAACAUUGAUUGAGAAUAUUUUUAUUUCAAAAUUGUCUUGAAGAUGAGGACCUUGUACUUCAUAGUCAAUAAAAUAUUUUUUUUUCCAAUUUAACAAGUUGGUAUUAGCUGUUAAAGAACAUUGAAACAAGUGCCUCCUCUUCAUGGCAAAUGUAUUUUUGUUAGAAUUUAACAAAAUAAUAUUUUUAAUUUGUAAUUAUUUGUGUUACUUCUUUUUUGUAUUUGUUCAUAUUUAUUUAUUUUAUUUAUUUAUUGAUUGAUUUAAUUUUUCAUUUGCAUACUAUUUAUUUUCGUUAAAUUAUUUUCUAUUUUCUGAAUUGAAAUGUGCAUUUAUUUUCCAAACAGUAUUUAAUUUUCCUAUAAUUUUAAAAUUUGAAUCUCAAAUUUUUUUAUUAUUUAUUUAUUUAUUUAUUUAUUUUUUUUAAAAAUUAGUCUUAGAUAAUAAGUAUAAACGUAUACAGGUGAUAUAUAUUUUUUAAAAACGGACAAUAUUAUGUUGUCAACUGUCAUAACUUUCAUUAUUCAUUGCAUUCCUAUUCCUAACUGAAUUAGGUUCUUAUUGUGUUUAUUCACUGCCAAAAAACUUUCAUUUUUCAUUUAGGUACAUGAUGCGACUUUCAUUUUUGAUAAUUCAUACCGUCCUAAUACAUAUGCAUGAAAUUUUAUGUGGAAACUGAGUGAUUUUUAUUUAUUUUGAUAGAAAAUUCAUUUGAGUAGGUAAAAUAAUAAUUUAUUCUCCUAAUAGCUUGUGAUGACUGACGAGUAUGAGCGAAGUGAAGUUUUUUUUUUUUUUCAUGUUUUAUGUGAAAAAAUUAAGACAUUGUUAAAUGAAGUAUACUUUUGCAAUAGAUAGGUACCUUGAACGGACUUCAUGGAAAAACUUAAUUUUUCCAUCACAUCAUCUUACGUUAUACAAUUGUAUGUAUCAUAAGAAUUGGUUUCGACAUAACGAUUUUUAUAGCAUAAUAUAACAAAAGUAGAUAACA
Planococcus citri (citrus mealybug) is the source of this 3794-nucleotide messenger RNA. RefSeq names its product trynity (gene tyn). The transcript has 17 exons. The record is from RefSeq and is a predicted model, not a curated record. NCBI's taxonomy places the organism in Eukaryota, Metazoa, Arthropoda, Insecta, Hemiptera, Pseudococcidae. The coding region runs from base 429 to 2561 and encodes 710 amino acids.